AUGGAAACGCCGACCUUAGAUGCUGCCCUUCUAGGCAAGGCAAAGGUAGAAGUGGAGCCGCUAAAAGGUGAACUAGAAAAGGCACGGGCACAAGUCCAAAACUUAAGGAGGAAGGUAGCUAGCUGGAGAAAAGUGGCACGGAGCGCCUGUGCAAAAGGUCUGGCCUACGCUCAGAGGGCCAAAAAGAUGGAGGUGUUGGCUGUGGUGCAGGGUUACUUGACUAAGCACUCCAGGAUGAGUCAGGGUGAGGUUGCGUCCGAGUUGUCAACUCCCAAGUCUGAGCUGGAAGUGGUACACAGGGUGAUAUCACUAGAGUUUGAGCUGGCGAGCGAGCAUAAGAGGACUGACGAGGCUCAGCAAGCCUAUGCUAUUGCCAAGGAGAGGUUGGAGGAGGCCCUUAUGAACAAUGAGGACCUACAUGACUCGGCCGUGAAAGAUAAGGAGGAUGCGGAUGUACGGAUCGCUGAUUUAGAGAGAGCCUUGGAAGAAGAGAAGGGUAAGACAGCAGAGCUGGCUAGAAUGAUGGAAUCUGAGAAGGCUGCCUAUCCAGAUCUGUGUACGGCGGCAAUGGAACAGUUUAAGUUAUCCUCAGAGUUCCAAAUGUCUAUGGAUGCAGCGAUGGUGAAGAGCUUGGCCAGAGAGGGGGAUGGUGGGGCUGGACCAUCGAACUUGGCCACUGCGAAGCUGGUGGAGGGGAAAACUAAAGAAGAGAUAAUUCAACGGUUUCAGCAGUUGGAUUAUUACAAACAUGAGAUGAGCUUAUAUUGA
Camellia sinensis is the source of this 768-nucleotide messenger RNA. The record is from RefSeq and is a predicted model, not a curated record. NCBI's taxonomy places the organism in Eukaryota, Viridiplantae, Streptophyta, Magnoliopsida, Ericales, Theaceae.